Messenger RNA from Dromiciops gliroides (monito del monte), 3138 nucleotides. It is a transcript of the gene PANX1, whose product is annotated as pannexin 1. The transcript has 5 exons. Gene Ontology annotation, molecular function: channel activity. Gene Ontology annotation, biological process: positive regulation of interleukin-1 production; monoatomic cation transport. Bases 947 to 2227 code for a protein of 426 amino acids. NCBI's taxonomy places the organism in Eukaryota, Metazoa, Chordata, Mammalia, Microbiotheria, Microbiotheriidae. The record is from RefSeq and is a predicted model, not a curated record.
ACUCACUUAUGGUGGGUCUGAGCAAGAGGCAGCAUCAUUUCCCAGGGGUUACACUGUAUGCAAAACCUUUCUCAACCUAUUGAUCGGAAGUGCUACUCUUUACCCACAUCCCCACUCAACUUCUUCUACUCAUUCAUUCCAGCCACACCCUCCUUUGUUGUCGUAGUCUUCCCAGAUGAUUCCAAGGAGAGAAAAGCAGGGGGUAAAAUUAACAGAACACUGUAAGAGCUUGGAGUAGGGACCCGGGACGCCACCUGUCAUCCUAGAGCUUUCUCUCUCGCCACCGGCAGCACCCACAGAGCAGUUUGGGGAGGCGCCUAGGGAGGAGCUCCAGCGAGCUUUGUUCUCAGCUCUCUGCUAAGCCAAUGAACAGGGCGCCAGGUGGCGAAAUCACUCGGUAGCCCAGAGUGAGAGCCCCGCGGCUGUUGUCCGAGGCGCGCGCGCAGUCCUGGGUUUGGGCAGGGGCAGAGAGGUCCAUGGGGAGGUAUAGCGCGCGCUCGGGAAGAGAGUACUACGCGCCGCUUGGAGCAGGAGCUGCCCCGGGUGCUAGGCGGAGCGUGAGCCUGCCCCGGGCCCUAAAUCUGGCAGGCCCUGGGAGCGCGCAGGUUCGAGCGAGCCAAUAGCCGGGUCUGAACUUCGCCUGGAGCAUUGAGGCAGCAGCAGCCGCAACCACAACUACGGCGGUGCUGAGCCUUCCCGCCCGAAGCGCGUGCUCAGCCACAGACUGGGAACAAAAGAAGCUGGCAUGAGACUGGGAAGCUUGCAAAAGGAAAGUGAAAGCCGGCCUGGGCUCUCCGACGCUAUGGCUGGCUGAGAGAAACUGAGCGCCUGUCAGCCAGUCCCCCAGGCGGGGCCGAGCGUCAGGAGCUAAGGAAUGCGGAGUCCGGCGCCGGCUUCCCAAGCCUAGCUUUCCCAGACAGUCCUCGUGGAGACCAGCCCCGCAGCCAUGGCCAUAGCCCACCUGGCCACGGAGUACGUGUUCUCGGACUUCCUGCUCAAGGAGCCCACUGAGGCCAAGUUCAAGGGUCUGCGCCUGGAGCUGGCGGUGGAUAAGAUGGUCACUUGCAUCGCUGUGGGACUGCCCCUGCUCCUUAUCUCGCUGGCCUUCGCACAGGAGAUCUCCAUCGGUACACAGAUAAGCUGCUUCUCUCCCAGUUCCUUCUCCUGGCGUCAGGCUGCUUUUGUGGAUUCCUACUGCUGGGCAGCAGUUCAGCAAAGGCAUAGAUUGAACAGUGAUUCAGAAAACCUCCCACUAUGGCUCCAUAAGUUUUUCCCUUACAUUUUGCUGCUGUUUGCCAUCCUGUUGUACUUGCCUACUUUGUUCUGGCGUUUCACUGCGGCCCCUCACCUAUGUUCGGAUAUGAAGUUUAUCAUGGAGGAACUUGACAAAGUUUACAACCGGGCCAUUAAAGCUGUGAAGAGUUUCAAUGGGGUUGAUGUGAGAGAUGGCACCAGCCCAUUUGUGGGUGUGAAUGAGAAUAUUGGGCAAAGUCUCUGGGAAAUCUCUGAAAGCCAUUUCAAAUACCCAAUAGUGGAACAGUAUUUGAAAACAAAAAAGAAGUCGAAGAAUUUAAUAACCAAGUACCUCAUUUGCCGGUUUGUGACCUUCAUAAUUAUACUGCUGGCCUGUGUCUACCUGGGCUAUUACUUCAGCCUGUCCUCCCUGUCUGAUGAGUUUGUCUGCAGCAUCAAGUCAGGAAUCCUGAAGAAUGACAGCACAGUUCCAGAGCAGUUUCAGUGUAAGCUCAUUGCAGUCGGGAUUUUCCAGCUUCUCAGUGUCAUUAACCUGGUGGUUUAUGCUCUUCUGGUGCCCGUGGUUGUGUACACAUUCUUGGUCCCCUUUAGGCAGAAGACUGACGUUCUCAAAGUCUAUGAAAUCCUACCCACCUUUGACAUCCUGCACUUCAAGUCAGAAGCAUACAAUGACUUGAGUCUCUACUAUCUUUUCCUGGAAGAAAAUAUAAGUGAACUUAAGUCCUUUAAGUGUCUUAAAGUCCUGGAGAACAUUAAAAACAACAGUCAGGGGAUUGAUCCCAUACUCCUCCUGUCCAACCUUGGAAUGAUCAAGACCGAUGUCAUAGAUGGUAAAGUCACGAAGCCUGCAGACAAAAAGGGAGAAGAACCUGGGACUGAUGGGACGGAACUGAAUGUUUUUACAGAUGAGGAUAAAAGUACUGAAGACAAAGCAAAUAAUGAAGAGAAGAAAAUUCGCCAGAGACUUCUUUAGUCUUCACAAUGACCCUUUCCUUCUAACUUUCAGUGUUGUGACUUUUAUGAUGAGUAGCAUCCCAAUUAUGGUGCAAGCCUUGUUAAUUAGAGAAAUCAAAGGAUCAGUCUACUACCCACCUUGGAUUGGUCCCAGCUCACAACAGGAGCACAUUUGGUGAGGCUGGUGAGGAACUGAUCUAGUGUCUGCACUGGGAUGAUGAGCUCAAAGUUUCUCAGUAUUGUGAGCAAGUGGACAGGUAAUGGUGGUUUGAGAACAUCUUGAAUAGAUUACACGAGAGUUAAGCAGACUGUCUCAAGCAUAACUGCCAAAACCAUUUUAAUACAUACAUAAUAAAAUAGUUAAGCUACAUAAAGAAGUGGCACCAGCAAGAGAUCUUGGAGGAAAGCCUUUCAAUGGGAGAUAAUGGUGACAGAUUUCAGAUCAACAAGAAGAUACGGACUUAUAACAGAUAAGAAUGAAAUUAGGAUAUCAGGGAAUAUUAAGCUUCUAGGGUACUUAAUAAUCAGUGUUGGAUCAUAAAGCAAUUCUACAAGGUAUUUAUGGAUGGCAAAUGGGCAGAAAACCUGACUUCCUCCAAAGUGUCUUAUUUUAGAGAUAAUAAAAAUUAGAGUCUAUUGUUAAAGUUUUUUGUAUUAUUUUAUAGGUGUUUUGGUCUCUUGAAUUGAAGCAGUUUGUAGAUCAGACCAGUUAAAUGCCUUCAGCAAAGGCCUGGGUUUUUUUGUUUUUUGUCUUUUGCAACAAAUAUUGUUAUAAAACAUUUAAAUUAGGAAGUCCAAGGUGUAGGGAACACUAAUCUGAAAGAGUCUAGUUAAAAUAGAGGCAAAAAUAAUUUAUUAAGCCCACAUCUGGAUAACUUCAAAUAUAGCCUUGCUUUAAAAACCCUAGCAUAGGAAUCCAAACUGACAAAG